ACACAACCACUCUACGCUUCAACCCCAGGACUUUCUCCACCUUCAUCCAGACUGAUAAACACAACUAUAGACCAGGAGACACGGUCAAAAUGAGAGUCCUGUCCGUCCAACCAGACGGCAAGCCACACAAGGGCCGUGUGUAUGUCUCAAUAAGGGAUCCCAAAGGGAACCUCAUCCAAGGGUGGCCGUCCCUGAACAGUUACCUGGGCGUUGUGUCCAAAGAAUUCCACUUGUCUCAGACCACUCCCCUCGGCAUAUGGACCAUCGAGACCAUGGUGGAUGAGUUGACCACAGAGGAGCAGUUCGUUGUGGAUUACUAUGAGCCGCCCCACUUUAAUGUGCAGGUAAAGACGGCCCCAGAGAUUGUCAUGGUAGACGACCUCUCAGGGACUGUGACUGCUCAACACACCAAUGGACAGCCAGUCCAGGGGACACUGUCUGUCACCGUUACUCUGGUGUCUGCUUUGUUCAACUCUGGCCGUCCAACCAUUGUCCAUAAUGCAACUAAAGAUAUUCAUGGGUCGACCCAGUUUCUCAUCAGCCAAGAUGAUCCUCCUGUACGCCAGCACAGUGCAACAGAUCUGAGUAAUUCUCAGCACCACACCAAUGGAAUCCUUUAUAUUACAGCUUGUGUUACAGAGAUGUCCACAGGACUCAAAACCAAUAAGACUGUGGUCGUGCACGUUAUGGAGAAUACAUACCACCUUGAAUUCUACAAUUUCCCACAUGUUCUGAAGCCAUCUUUAAACUUUUCAACACAUCUGAAAAUAUCCAGGUACGACAACGACCCUCUGACUCCAGAGGAUCGGAUUAACUCUGUGUUCAUUGACAUCGGUCACAGAACAUCUAAGCCCAUCGGACAGAACCAGGGAGAAACCAACUCUGAUUCACCACAAGACAAGAUGGAGGACAUAAAAAGCUAUAGACGCUUGACUCUACCAGUGCCUGAGGAUGGGAUCGUACACAUUGAGUUCCAGUUACGCAAACAAGUAGAGAUGCUUUUCAUUCAGGCCAUGUUCAUGGGCAGUGAGGAGAGCCUGGAGCUCUACAAUAGUAACCACUCCUCUCCCAGGGGAUCAUACAUCCAGAUCCAACGCCUCCGCUCUCCACCACAGAUUGGAAAACCUCUUCCUAUAUCUGUAGGGAGCACUUUCCAACUCACUGAGCUUCACUAUCUGGUGACGUCCAGGGGUCAGGUGGUGGCUGCUGGGACAGCAACCUCUCCCUCCUUCUCUCUGUCCCCUGCAGUAUCCUGGUCACCAGAGGCCUGCAUCACUGUGUUCUGUGUCCUACCAGAUGGAGAGAUCAUCAAUGACUCAAUGCACGUCUUCAUCAAGCCCCAUGGAGUCCUACAAAAUGAAGUAUAUCUGAGCUGGAGCCAUGAGAAGGUGAUGCCAGGUGAAGAGGUGUCCCUCACUGUCCUUGUGAUUGAACCUGGCUCUCUGGUCGGAAUCAUGGUGGUGGACAUGGGGGACAAGGACUCUGCCUCUGGUGACAUCACAGAGGAGAAGGUGCUGGCGGAAAUGACUGAAUACCUCAAGGAGGAGAUAACCCUUCACCAUAGUGGAAUAACUGGAGGGAACGACAGCCCGCUCUCCGUUUUCACGGCUUGCAACCUUGUGGUAUUAACAGAUGCCAGUUUACAUACAACUGGAGAUUAUCAGGAGACUGAAAUGGAUCAUGAGGCGGAGGCUCUCAUGAGAGAGGAUCAGCCGGAGUGGAGGCCUUCCAUGGGACAGGACUUCUCGAAGACCUGGCUGUGGCUGGACAUGAACAUCAGUGAGUCAACAACAACUAGUUUCCAUGUGGCUGUCCCAGACAGCAUCACCUCCUGGAGAGCAAUGGCGUUUGUUAUGUCGGAUAACCUGGGCUUGGGCCUCACCUUUAAACCACAGAAGCUGAUAGUGUCCACAGAUGUCUCCCUGUCUCUGGAUGUCCCAGAAUGCAUCACCAGAGGGGAGCAGCUUGUCCUCGAGGUCAACCUCUUCAACCAUCUAGAAGAGGACACGGAGGUCAUAGUGGUGGUUGCUGAGAGCUCUCGCUUUGAGUUUGUUCUGGCAGACCAAGACCUUGUUUCUAUGGUGAACGCACGUAGAGUGACGGUGGGGAGCCAGGGCGGCGCCACCGCUCUCUUUCCCAUCAGGCCUCUGGUUUUUGGAGAGAUAUUGAUGUCUGUGAAAGCAAUGACUGGACAGGCCACAGAAAAGAUUGUUCGUAAAGUGCUUGUGAAGCCUGAGGGUAAAGAACAGUCCUACUCCGAGACCGUGUUCCUGGAGGUGGUUCCGACCAACCAUAACCUGUCCAGACAGCUCCACUUCUCCUUCCCUCCAGAUGUAGUGCCAGGCAGCGAGAGGGUUCACGUGGCAGUGGUUGGUGAUAUCUUGGGCCUGUCCAUCACAGGGCUGGGCUUGCUGGUUAAGAUGCCUCUCGGCUGUGGAGAGCAGAACAUGAUCAACUUCGCUCCCAACGUCUAUGUCCUGCAGCGCUUGGCAAAAUCCAUCCAGCCAUACGAGGAGAUACGCAGCAAGGCUUUGUCAUACAUGAUGGAAGGAUAUCAGAGACAGCUAUCUUUCCAGAGAGAUGAUGGAUCCUUCAGUGCCUUUGGAGCCAGCGACACUUCUGGUAGUACCUGGCUGACAGCGUUUGUCCUGAGGUGUUUCCUGCAGGCCCGGUCCUUCAUGCAGAUUGACCAGAGUGUUCUCUCCAAGGCCAUGGGCUGGCUGGUCCAGCAGCAGGGAUCCCAGGGAGAGUUCAUCGAGAUGGGCAGAGUCAUUCAUACUGAGCUGCAGGGAGGCCUGGAUGGACCCGUCUCUCUCACCUCCUAUGUACUGGUGACACUGCUGGAGGACCAGGCCUAUGGGAGCAUGUUCCCCGGCAACGAGUCCCUGACCACGAGCUAUCUGGAGGGCGAAGUGGCUAGCGGGGUGUCCAGUAACUACAGCCUGUGUCUGGCGGCAUACGCCCUGUCUCUGGCUAACAGUCUCACCGCAGGCACAGCCCUGGAUGAGCUCAAGAGGAGAGCUGAUAUUAGAGAUGGGGUCCAGACCUGGCGGUCGUCCAGUGCCGAGGUGUCCGACUCAUGGCAGCCGCGAUCAGCAGAGAUAGAGAUGGCUGCCUACGUGUUGCUGGCGCUGUACAAGCGGGCUAGUGUGGUGGAGGCCAUCUCCCUCAUGAAGUGGCUGAGUCUGCAGAGGAACCACCUGGGGGCAUACGGGAGCACACAGGACACAGUGGUAGCCCUACAAGCCCUGUCGGUCUACGCUGCCUUUAGUGGGGCAGAUGCCAUUGAGCUGGGGGUCGAAGUGUCCACCUCAGUCUCACCUACAGUGUCCCAUUUCAACAUCAACUCCACCAACUACCUGGUACAUCAGAGCAAAGAGGUAGAUGCUGAACAAGAUUUACUCAUCAAUGUAUUUAUGGAGGGAAGAGGAUUCGCCUUAUUUCAGAUGAAUGUGUUCUACAACAUAGAGGACAGAGUGCUGUCUGAGAGGAGCCAUGAUGACGCAGACCAUGAAGGUUUCUCUCUGGAAGUUGAAGUGUUAGAUGAUGAGGAUGACCUGGACCAUAUCAUGUUAUCCCUAUGCACCAGGCUGCUGGAGAGCCAGAAGAUAGCUCAGACAGGUAUGGUGCUGGUAGAUGUAGGUGUGCUGAGUGGCUUCACCCUUGCGCCACAGGCUGUUGCCACGGGUGACCUGGUCAGAAAAGUUGAGGCUUCUCCUGGGAAAGUUAGCCUCUAUUUAGAUUCAUUGACCACAACACAGGUGUGCAUCAGAAUCCCAAUGAUAAGAAACUUCAAAGUGUCACGUGUGCAUGAUGCUGUGGUUCAGGUGUACGACUACUAUGAACCAAGGCGUAAAGCAGUGAGGUCCUACAACUCCGAUGUGAUGCAGGACAUGGGCUCCUGUGCCUUCUGUGGGAGAGACUGCGGUCUCUGCAGGCAAGAAAUAUUAAUCUCGAGCUCCUCCACCGCCCACACAAAGAACACUGCCAUCUACUGGUUGGGAUGUGUACUGAUUGCAAUUACAGCUUUACUGUUAUAACAAUAUCAAUGUCUCCUGGACAGUUCUACGUAGACAUAACUGGCACCAUAGAAUCUAUGGGAUGUGUGAGAUAACGAGCAGCAGUAGUUCUGAUGUUGAGUUUUUUUCGUUGCUAGUUAUUUGGACAAAUCACGAUUUUAGAAUUGGGAGCGGACAUUCGGCCCGUAACUUGUAAAGAGAGAGGGUGGAGCUCCUGAUUCUAGCAUUUCUUGAUCACUUUUGGACCCAGAACUUAAUCCAGCAGCUGCCCAAUUACACAAGACUUUAGUUCUAUGUUACUGAGAUUGUAAUAAUAUAAACUGCAUAUUUUAAAAGCCGUUGUCAGAAGGCAAAAACUACCUGUAGAAAUAUCUAAUUAUUAUUCUAUGAAUAUAUUUUAUUUACUUUAGCCUUAACCAGUAAAUUGGUCAAAUCAGACUGUUUUAUUAGCUAUUUGAUGCGCUGGAUUUAAUGUGGAAUGUACUUUUAAUAUUUAUCAUAAAUCUGGGUUUUUUAGUAACCUCAUUCAUUUGUACCCAAAUGUAAACAAAGUCAAAUAAAUUGAGGUGAAUAUACA
Molecule: messenger RNA, 4596 nt
Organism: Oncorhynchus nerka (sockeye salmon)
Lineage: Eukaryota; Metazoa; Chordata; Actinopteri; Salmoniformes; Salmonidae
Product: CD109 antigen-like
Exons: 30
Coding region: 90-4040 (1316 amino acids)
Cellular component (GO): extracellular region
Molecular function (GO): endopeptidase inhibitor activity
Source: RefSeq, a predicted model, not a curated record